AUGGGAGCUCCGGCCUCUGCCGGGGCGACCUCGACGGCUGCGGCAGGGCAGCCGACUCGAUCCUCGAGCACCCACCCGUCGCACUCCCACAAUGUUCCUCUGAGCGCUCGCAGGUCUGCGCCUCUAGAUCUUUCCACCGUGGAAAGGCGGGGCCAGCCGAACAACCCUCGUGAACCCUCCAAGCGCAUUCGUCCUCACGGGAUCCCAGAAGCCCCGACUUUCCGGCCGACAGAAGAGGAAUUCAAAGACCCUGUGGCCUACAUUCAGAAAAUUGCCCCCGAAGGCAAGAGGUAUGGAAUUUGCCGAGUGAUUCCACCCGAGGGAUGGCAGCCUACAUUCGCAAUCGAUACAGAGCGAUUUCAUUUCAAAACCCGUCGACAAGAGCUAAAUUCCGUGGAAGGAGGGAACCGCGCAAAUAUGAACUAUGUUGAUGGACUCGCCAUGUUCCACAAACAGCAUGGGACAAACUACAGCCGACUCCCCAGUGUCGAUAAGCGGCCAUUGGAUCUCUACAAGUUGAAGAAAGCAGUCGAAAGUCGUGGCGGUUUUGAAUCUGUGUGCAAGACGAAAAAAUGGGCCGAGAUCGGUCGCGACCUCGGGUACAGCGGCAAAAUCAUGUCUUCGCUGUCCACUUCGCUCAAGAACUCCUACCAACGCUAUCUUCAGCCCUAUGAGGAAUACUUAGCCCGCGCCAAACCCGGCGUUCAACAGCAGCUUGAGCUCGAACAUGGUGGUCCGUACACCCCUUCGCCUCUACCAUCUCCCAUGAACAUGAUGCAAAAGCCCAUGUCGGAAGACAAUGGUACACCCUCGAAAACCCGUGACGAGACUCCUGGCCUGCCUCGAAUGGCCGCUUCGCACACGCCAAUGGCCCACACUCCCAUGGCACAUACCCCGAUAAGCCACACCCCCAUCGCGCAUACUCCGGUGGAAAAGUCCCCAGAGAAGCUAACACCCACCGUCGAAUCUGGUCCUCGCCCGGCUGCCCCAGGCUUUACUUCUGUCAACAAUGUCGGCCUUGGUGGCUUCACCGCCGUUAACCGCUCUCCUUUCAACCUGGUGAAUAAUGGGCCACCAAUCAAGCGUGAAGGGGAGAAUGGUGUAUCGGGGCCCCAGGUUGAUCCCGAGCAACCUCUUAUUUCUACACCCGUCAAUGGCGAAAAGGAAGAGCCUCUGAAGCGUUCCAUCAGCCAUGAUGAAAGUUCCCUGGCUGACAAUGGCGAUGACGAGGAUGGCGAAAAUGGGCGUCGCAGCAAGCGUCUCAAGAGAGAUUCGCUCCCAACAGUCGCUGGCUCCCACAUGUCGCUUCUUCGCCCAGCCCCACCUAAGCCCCGCAAAGAGGGUUCUCAACCAGUCGGAGAGAAAUGCGAGACUUGUGGCAAGUCAGAUAGCCAAGAGUCGAUUCUUGUGUGUGACGGUUGCGAACUUGGGUAUCACAAAGCUUGUUUGGACCCAUCCACAACAACUCCGACAGAACAUGACUGGCACUGUCCCAAGUGCUUGGUUGGCACUGGGGAGUUUGGAUUUGAAGAUGGUGGUGUUUACUCGCUCAAGCAAUUCCAAGAAAAGGCAAAUGAGUUCAAAAAGAAGUAUUUUGCCUCAAAAAUGCCUUUUGAUCCCGUACUCAACACACAUCGACGUGAGACUGAGGAUGACGUCGAAGCUGAAUUCUGGAAACUUGUUGUCGACCUACAUGAAACAGUUGAGGUUGAAUAUGGUGCUGAUAUUCAUUCCACCACUCAUGGAAGUGGUUUCCCGACCAUUGAACGCAACCCGCUAGACCAGUUUUCCUCCGAUCCUUGGAAUUUGAACGUGCUCCCAUUCUACGGAGACUCGCUCUUCCGUUACAUCAAGUCUGAUAUCUCCGGCAUGACCGUCCCCUGGGUCUAUGUUGGCAUGUGCUUCUCAACUUUCUGCUGGCAUAAUGAAGACCACUACGCCUACUCAGCCAACUAUCAGCACUUUGGUGCUACGAAGACUUGGUAUGGAAUUCCGGGUGCUGAUGCCGAGGCUUUUGAGACAGCUAUGCGAGAUGCAGUUCCGGAGCUCUUUGAGGGCCAGCCAGACCUGCUUUUCCAGCUUGUGACUUUGAUGCCACCAGACAAACUUCGCAAAGCUGGUGUCAACGUCUAUGCAGUAGAUCAGCGGGCUGGUCAAUUUGUGCUCACCUUCCCUCAAGCGUACCACGCAGGCUUUAAUCAUGGAUUCAAUUUCAACGAAGCUGUCAAUUUUGCUCCCGCAGACUGGGAACCCUACGGCGCCGCCGGCGUUGAGCGUCUUCAGAACUUCCGCAGGCACCCGUGUUUCUCCCACGACGAAUUACUGCUGACCGCUGCUGCACGCGAUACUUCCAUCGCCACCGCCAAGUGGCUGGCGCCCGCACUGGCAAGAACAUGUGUUCGAGAGCUCGGUGCAAGGGCCGCUUUCCUUUACCAACAAAAGGAAGCAUUUGUUCGCACCCCCGGCUCUGGUAUCGAGUCUAUGGCGGAGACCUUCCAGCCGAAGUUCGUAGUUGAAGAUGAAGAUCUUCCCGAGGAUGACUAUCAGUGCCAGCAAUGCAAGGCUUUUGCUUACCUCACCCAGUUCCGUUGUCACAAAUCAGGCAAAACUGUGUGUGUCUCACACGUGGAGACCUUUGAUUGCUGUGACCAAUCUCAUACUCAGAAAUUGUGUGGCCCUGACCAUACCCUGCGUUAUCGCAUGAGUGACGAUGCACUGCAGGCGCUUGUGCAGAAAGUCCAAGAACGCGCCAGGAUCCCGGAAGCAUGGUCUGAAAAGCUCGACAAAACAUUGGAGGAUGAACCCAAGCCGCAGCUUAAGGCCCUUCAUAACUUGCUCAAUGAAGGUGAGAAAAUCCCGUACCACUUGCCUGGCCUACAAGAUCUUGCGGCAUUCGUCCAGCGUUGCGAUAAAUGGGUUGAGGAAGCCAACAAUUACAUUACCCGGAAGCAGCAAAACAGGAGAAAAAACGAGAAGGCUUGGCGCAGAGCCAGUACCAAGGCAGCGCAGCUGGACGACCGCGAUCGUGAAGUCCGCAGGGUUGAACACAUCUAUGCCCUACUGGCAGAGGCUGAUAAACUUUCAUUCGACUGUCCACAGAUGGCGGCGUUGGAAGAGAAAACCCGCGAAAUCGAGAAAUUCCGUCAGGAUAUAAAUGGUGCCUUGAUGAACCCGCACACACGGCCAAUCCAGGAGGUUGAGGAGCUGAUCGAAGCUGGCAAAAACUUCAAUGUUGAAAUCCCGGAACUGGAGCACUUGGAGCAAGUUUCCCGCCAAAUCAAAUGGACCGACGAAGCUGCCCGCAGGCGAGAUAAGUACAUGAGUCUCAAGGAUUGCCAUGAACUUGUGGCUAGUGCAGAGCAGCUAGGCCUUUCUGAGACCAAUGAACACCUGGUUCAUUUUAAGGAACUUGCUCGCCAUGGCGAUGCGUGGGAACUUAAGGCCAGGGAGUUGAUGGCGGUCGAGGCUGUGCAUUACCAACAACUCGAAGCUCUUUCUGCACAGGCAGCCCGUUUCCCAGUCAAUCCGGAAACACUCGCUGCUGUUGAAGCCAUUCUGACCAAGCAGCGCGAAGCUCAGAGGCGGAUCCAGACUCUGUACGAAAAGAGUAAGGAUCCCGAGAUGAAGAACCGGCCAAAAUACAAGGACAUCCGCGAUCUCAUGGAAUCCCUUGAACAUCUGACCAGUCGACCAAUCGGAGCAAUUGACUUGGAGCGAGAGCAAAAACGCCAUGAAGACUGGAUGAGAAAGGGCAAGAAAUUAUUCGGCAAGGCAAACGCUCCUCUCCACAUAUUGAGAUCCCACAUGGAGUACGUUGAGAAGCGAAACUCGUACUGCUUCGAUCUGGAAGAUAGCUACCGACCCCCUGUGGAGCCUUCUUCCAGAGAUAACUCGCCAGAAGGCCUACUUGAAAACACCGGCAAUCCCAAUCCGUGGGGCCCAAAGUCACGGAAAAGAGACGUGUUCUGUAUUUGCCGGCACUCUGAAGCGGGAAUGAUGAUUGAGUGCGAGGUCUGUCACGAGUGGUAUCAUGGCAAAUGUUUGAAGAUUGCGCGCGGCAAAGUUAAGGAGUUUGACAAGUACACUUGCCCAAUCUGCGAUUGGCGACAGAAAAUUCCCCGCGAUGCUGCUCGCCCCAAGCUGGAGGAUCUCCAGGAUUGGCACGCGGAAAUCGCAACUCUGCCCUUCCAGCCGGAAGAGGAAGAAGUUCUCGAAAGCAUUAUCAACCAGGCGACUGCUUUCCGCGAUUUCCUGCAUGGUUUCACCAAUGCUGCCUGCACAACAACGGAAGAGGUGCCCACUUUGAUAUUCUACCUGCGCAAGAUUGAGGGCGCCGAGGUUCUCUUGACAUUCGAGACCAACUUCUUCCGACAGGAGAUUCAUAAGUGGGCACCUGUCGCCCCGGAGCCUCCACCAAUCCUGGAACAGUCCUUGUCGACUCGAAAGCCCCGCCCCACCAAGCAACAGAAAAUAAUGGCCCAGCUUGGAGUGAAUCGUCCAGAGGAUCUCCCGGAGCAUCUUCGCCCUAAGCACCUUGGUGUCACAAAACGCAAAUCUGUCGAUGCCACACAGCCAGGCCAACACCCACCUCCUUCUCUGCAGCCAGCGCCACCAACUCCCAGCAAUGAACAACCUACCGCAACAGUCCCAACUUUGGCUCAAAUGUCAGAUCCAAAUACUGCCCCAUACCCCUUCUCUGCCAAUUAUUCUUUGCCUGCUAGCGAUUCCACGCCCGCUUUUGCGCCUACCUCCUCCUCAGCUUUCCUCCCUCACGCCGCCGCUUCUCAGUCCCCCUCUUUCCUACCUCGGUCUCCUCCUCCGCAACAAGAUAUCGAGACAUCCCUCUUCAGUCCCCCACGAUUUGGUCAUGAUCCUCAAUUCGCGAGCAGCAGUCCGCGUCAGAAUCUGGACGAUGUGUUUGCCGAUUUGACCAAUCAAGAGAUCGAUCCUGACGCUGAGCCCCAGCCAAUGGACAAUACUCAUGCCAACGAGGCCCUGGAGGCCCUGGUCGUUAGCAAUGGUAGCAGUCGUGCUGGUUCCGUCCCCGAAGAAUCAGUUCCACCUGCCGAACCCCACGAUGCUUCUAGGCUCGAGGACACCAAUGGAAACGCUGACGAUGAAGAACUUUGA
This is a messenger RNA of Penicillium soppii, 5130 nucleotides long. RefSeq lists its product as uncharacterized. The transcript has 6 exons. The record is from RefSeq and is a predicted model, not a curated record. Gene Ontology annotation, biological process: chromatin remodeling. Gene Ontology annotation, molecular function: histone demethylase activity; DNA binding. Gene Ontology annotation, cellular component: nucleus. Lineage: Eukaryota; Fungi; Ascomycota; Eurotiomycetes; Eurotiales; Aspergillaceae. Bases 1 to 5130 code for a protein of 1709 amino acids.